UUGCAUCCCACAGUGCUUUGGGAUACUGUACUAAAUAUAGGCACAACUCAUCGUAUAUUAUCAGAAAUAUCUGUAGUGAUUAGUUGCUGAGAAGACAGAGAUACAGUACUAUUUAUUUAAUAUGGCCCAGAACAUAGUGACCUCUGAGGAGUUGGACUUGAAGACUGUGAGAGUCGUGCUGGUGGUUGAGGGCCUAGAGGUGGGACCCCUUGGUGGCAAGAAGAAUGCAGAUGUCAUCGUAGACUUUAAGGAAACAUCAUUUUGUGUGCAAGCAGAAGUACGCAGAAAGAAGGGUAUUGUGAAAUACAAACAGGUUAUCAAGAAGCUUCCAGGAGAAGUAGACCCUGACAAAUGUACCUACAAGUUCAAGAAGGACCAGAUCAUCCUUGACCUUAAGAAGAAGGAGGAGUCUUCCUGGGCGGUGCAGCUCUCUUCAUCAGGGCUGGAACAAGCCUCCUCCGAUGAAAGUGACUAGUCUGUAUUAUGUCUGGGUCCCACUGCCAGAUGUGUUUGGUCAGCCUGUAUGUGGCCUCUGCUGUCAAUCUUGUUCUAUUACUGUUUUCACCAUCACUUUGAAUUUAUUGUAAUAUUUGUCCAUGCUGGUUACAGAGGGUAAUGUUCUGUUUGUAUUGUGAGAGUAUGACCCAAAGUUUUAGUGAUACAAGCUAAGAGCAUUAAGGCUGAAACAGCUCAUUUAAGUUUUCCUGGGAUAUUGCAGGUUUCCUAGCAUGUCAUGGUUUUAAGGUACAGUUCCUUGUUUGUUAAUCUUGUUUUGACAAAUCAAUCUUGGUUAGUUUCCAUCUGUUUGAGGUUUACCAGUAGUCCUGCACCAUUAAUGGAAUAUGUGUAUUUUAUGAAAUCAAAACCAAUCUAGAUUUAUGUAAAAGCCAGUCUAGUCAGCUUUAUUCAUCAGGGGGGGCGGUCAGGUGGCCUAGUGGUUAAAGCGUUUGCUCGUCACGCUGAAGACCCAGGUUCGAAUCCCAACAUGGGUUCAAUGUGCGAAGCCCAUUUCUGGUGUCCCCUGCCGUGAUAUUGCUGGAAUAUUGCUAAAAGCGGCGUAAAACCAAUGUUACUCACUCACUCACUAUUCAUCAGGAAAAUUAUUUUUGCUUAAUUUUAGAGGAGAGAAAUGUAUUGUUUAAUAAAAAGGUUCAUGGACUAUAUCUUUGUCUAGUUUACCAGUUGUACCUGUAUUAAUUUAUGAAGAACAAAACAAAACUUCAACAUGUGUUAAAGGUAAAAGUAAUGCAUAUUUGUUUUCAUGAAAGGACAAUGAAUUUAUCUUCUGAUGUGAUGCUGACAGUUGAUGGCUCUUAUACUUAUUGUCUGGAGUUAAUCUGAUUAGUUCAGGGUCGAACAAAGAAUUAAAGAUCAGUUAGAACUGGUGGUAGAUGGAGACCUAUGUAUGCAUUCCAAUAGGUAGUGUUUACUUCAUUGAUAGGAACCAUAGCUUGAACUUUAUUGUGAUGAAUUUAAUUGAUAUAGAAGAUAUAGAAGUUUAGGAAUAGAUGCUCUGGACUCUGCAUCAGAUAUAUUUGGCUAUGAUUCACAAAGUUCAAUAUGAAAAAAACUCUUUCAAUCAAUAACUCACAAUUAUGCAUGUUGAUGUUAUAAAGACAUAUCUUAAAUGUGUUUGGUUUAUGGAUGUAUUGCUGUCCUGGAGAAGGUAAAAAAAUACAUAAUGAUACAUCUGCAAAGUUGAAAUUUAUUAUUUUAUGAGACUCAGCAUUGUUUGUUUAAAUCCCAAUUCUGUUUAACACGUUUAAAGUGCAAAUGUUUAUGAUUUUUUUACUGUAAUUGGCAGAUGUGUUUACUUCUGUUAGAUAUUGCUUUGUCCUCUUUGUAAGGUUUGAACUGUUGCUAUUAAAUAAGUUAACAGUUGCUAUUUUAACUGUAUGAUUGGCAUUCUAGAAGUUGGCGAAUAAAUAGGAAAACAUUUAACUUUAUUGAUCAAUAAUGGUGUAAGAAUCUAUGUCAAAAAGUUGCUAUAUGCAAUAAACGAUAAGUUGUUAUCUAUAAAGUUAUAUGUUUUCUUUGUUGCUAUUUUGUUUGGUCCAUUUUGUUAAGAAAUAUAAAGAAAUUAUAAGAAACAUAAAUUAUGGUAAAGUGUUUCUGAACAUUAUUUUAGAAAGAAGCCUUUUCUUUUUUAUAUAUUAAAUUAAUAAGCAGAGAUUGGAGACACGUGGGGUCAUAUGUUUCAUAUGUUUCAUAUGUUUGUGUGUUAACUAAUUUCUUACAUCAUACAUCAUGUACAUGUUUUGUUUACUGUAGCAUUUUGCGCCCUUUCUUAUUGACAUCCUUUAGCAUUUCUUGUGAUGUAUUAUCUUCACGAGGCAAGGGAGUUAACUGACUGUAACAGUCUUGUUUCCCCCCUUGCCGAAUUAGGCUGGAAUUCUGGAUUUACAUAUUGGCUGGACUAAUGAGUCUAUGUAUAGUCCAAUAAUAAAUGUGCAAUGAACUAGACAUCUGGUUCGUAAACAACAUGGAUUUCAAUGUGCAUUUUUCGAUUGACUGCAGGAUUUGCAAAGCAUGUGUACUACCAACUGGGCAUCGACAGAUAUUUUAAAGAUCUUUUCAUAUCUUUAAUGAAGGUGCUCAAAUGAUUUGAUGCACUUUGCGAGAAGGCCUGUUUUAUUACAAUAUAGGUCUUGAUUAUUGAUCAGAUUGUAUUGACUUGGUGUUGUGAUUUUGUUUGAAGCAAAUGCAAGUGAUGACAAUAGGGGGUCCUAGAAGGGACAUUACUCGUAAUAGCCACUGGUGGCGCAACAAUCAGGCCAUGAAAUUCUAGCGUAGUUCAGCCAGGGUGGAAACUGGACUUUUAUGGUUUGUUAACUUCCUUGCCUCAGGAAGAUGGUGACCAUACAUUCAUGAUUUAACUAUUGGUUCUCACAAACAGCAUAAUGAGGAGAUGACAACAACUAUUUUUAAUUUCAAUACCCCAUGAUGCAAUACUCUCUGACAUGUGGAAUCUCCACCUGCAGGGUUCAACAACUGAAAUUUUCUCAGAUUGCCAACAGGACCAGUGCAAUCAAAACAUAAGGUGGUCACACAAAUUUUGGAACAGCUAGUCAGCCACAAAUCAUCUGUUUUAAGCGAUAUCACAUAUUUUCACAUCUUGAUAUCACAAAUACUGUUCAUUCAUCUAUUCAUGGCAAUUAUAAAGUAAACAAAAUAAGACAUCACAUCUUGAUAUGGCAAUUAUUGUUUGUUAAUCUAUUUGGGAAUCUAUAAAAAGUUAACAAAAUAAGAUCAGAGUUUGAUAUUUGCCAUGAGUCCUUAGUCACGCUAGAAGCAUUUUGAUUUUAGAAUUACUGGUCCUAAAUAAUGUUCAAUAAUAUUUUUCAGGUUGACCAGCAUAUUUGAUGAACGUUGCAUGUCAGUUUUGUUGAUGAUUGUUGAGUUUCACUUGUUGAAUUACACAGGCACUGCCAUUUUGAUAGUAUUUGCUCAACGACUAACUGUUCUAACUGUUGUCAUAUGUAAUCAGUAAAUAGUCAUCAGAUUAGCUAUACCAUUUUGAAAAACUAAUUUUGCAAAUUUUGCAAAACUAAUGACACAGAGACAAUGACACAGUCUAGAUAAAUCACAUAUUUUUUUUUUAUGAUGGGGUGAUAAAUGGAGUCUCUGGAGCUCUGGAGUCUCAUUUUUAUCUUAGAAGCACCUUUGUAGAGCAGUUGUUUUAAGUUAAUUUUUAGCCAAACAUAAAGUCUGUUUUUAUCAAAAUUCUCCCUAUCCAGCCACAAAAUGAAAACAAUAAAACCAUCAAAGAAUGUGUUAACACAUAGUCUAUUAUAAAAAGUAAAUUAUGAUUUGACAACAUAUGAAUGACAUUAUGUUGUGGCCUUGAAUGCAGCUAUUUACAAACAAUGCAAACAACAUACUGAGCCAGACUACAUAGCCAUAGGUAAACAGCUGUUGUUCAACAGGAUUGAAUAUUAAACAGUGACAUUGAUCAUAGCAUAAGAAUAAAUGGCAUGUUAAAGACAGGGUAGAGCUUUAGAUUGGUUCUUACGUUGAAUUACAUUGACAUUUAUGUGGAUGGAGCGAUAUUGGACCCUUUUUUCAUGGACUGGUAGAGUUCUUCAUAAAAAAAUGACAACUUUACAUGACUUGAAUGAUGCUAUUUUUCAAGUUAUAAUUGUAUUCAUUUUAAGGUUGCUGGUGGGAGAAUGAGCUGUGUUGAACAUAUUGAAUUGUGAACAUACUUUGUCUUAUAUGCAAUAUGACUUGUAUCACCUAGUAUUUGAUGUAUUUUCAACAGUGAGUAAAAUUUACCUUUUUGUA
Haliotis rufescens (red abalone) is the source of this 4284-nucleotide messenger RNA. RefSeq lists its product as uncharacterized. Bases 122 to 475 code for a protein of 117 amino acids. The record is from RefSeq and is a predicted model, not a curated record. The transcript is spliced from 4 exons. Lineage: Eukaryota; Metazoa; Mollusca; Gastropoda; Lepetellida; Haliotidae.